Molecule: messenger RNA, 1290 nt
Organism: Fusarium tjaetaba
Lineage: Eukaryota; Fungi; Ascomycota; Sordariomycetes; Hypocreales; Nectriaceae
Product: gpi anchored protein
Exons: 2
Coding region: 1-1290 (429 amino acids)
Source: RefSeq, a predicted model, not a curated record
AUGCGAUCCAUAUCAGCUCUUCUGUUGUGUCUCGCUACAUUGCUUCCUCCUCAGGCCCUCGCUGAAUCGGGUUCACCAAUAGCUAUCCGGAAGGUCGCCCCUGGUUCGCACGACAAGCUCCUUAGGGAGCAUCUCGCUUUCGCACCACUGCACAGUCUGACUCCGCGCGAAGCUGCCGCUGCCGCCAUAUCGUUCCUUGAAGAGCAAGAUGACAAACUCGUGAGCCUCAAUGGCACAGAGCGCUUCUACCGUCCAGCGUUCGCUCCUCACAGCGAAGAGUCCCACGAGAGCCUGCUGCGCCGAGCCGCAGAGGUACUGGCGUUGCUACAGAGGAGGUCGUCUUGUCCUAAGGGGAUGAACAGCUGCUCUGACAUUGAUUCCGAAGUCAAGUGCUGCCAGGAGGGAACGUAUUGUGUGAAUGUUGGCAAUACUGUGGCGGGAGGCAUCGCGUGCUGCCCGGACGGUGCGUCUUGUGGUGGAGGUGUUGGAGCGUGCCCUGAUGGAGCUACGAGUUGCUCUGCAGAACUUGGCGGAGGAUGCUGUAUCCCGGGAUAUGUUUGUCAAGGAUUAGGCUGCGUCCCCAGUGCUGUUGCUACACAGACGAGAACCACAACUCAAGAUCAAACGACAGUCCUCACAACUUCUCAAGAAACAACUUCAGGUGUAUCCACAGUCGAGCCUACUACCAAGACGGAAACAGAGGUUGAGACCACUGGAGAGCCUACGACUUCCGAAGUUGGAACCACAACUGAGACCGAAACUGAAGUCGAGUCCGGGACAGAAGAGAGUACUGUGACCGCGACACCUACAGCGACUGGCUCGGCCACUGGAAUCGCUCCGUAUCGCCCAACUGGCACCUCGGUAACAUCAAGCGACGAUGGAGAGACACAAACGGGCUGUCCCACAGGCUUCUACGGCUGUCUCGCCACUCACGGAGGCGGGUGUUGUCGAACAGGUCGAAACUGUGAUGUUCAUGAUUGCCCUGCUCCCUCGACAACCAUCGUCUCAAACGGCGCGACUGUGGUCAUCCUUGCAACCGAUGCUCCACCUGCCCCGGGACCCUCAUCAACUUGCGCAGAUGGCUGGUUCCUUUGUGGUCGAGAUGCUGGCCCAGUCGCUGGAUGCUGUCCAGACGGAUAUGAUUGCGGCACAGCGAGUUGCUUCACAGCACAGGCCAGUGAAACCGGCCGUGUACAGAAGGAAUUUCCCAAGGCCGAUGGAGCCGCCUAUGAGAAGCCCGCUAUCACACUGGCGGUGAUUAUGGCAGUGUUGUGUGUUGCGCUUGUAUGA